Prorocentrum cordatum is the source of this 636-nucleotide messenger RNA. The record is from the annotation of a GenBank genome assembly. NCBI's taxonomy places the organism in Eukaryota, Dinophyceae, Prorocentrales, Prorocentraceae.
AUGGUGGCUGCGGCGGUCCGCGGAGCCGUGGACGGCGGCGCGCCGCGCCGCACUGUCGCUGCCGUGGCACGCUCCGCCGUGUCGGCCGCCGCCUUCGCGGCGCGGUCGAUUCCGCGGGAGCCUGCCGCCGCGGGCGGCGGAGUACGCCCUGAAGUGCCUGCCGACGCCGCUCCUCGCGCUUCCUCGGAGGCGCUGCGCGAGCGGCGGCGCAGGCGCCGUCAGAGGCGUGCGGGGCGGCGCGUACUGGAGCGAGGGGGAGCUGCGGCGAUGGCGGAUGCAGUGGUGGCGGAUGGCCCGCCGCCCGCUGCGGUCCCCGCUGCCGCUGGCGGCCCCAACACGGACAACGACGGCGGCGACGACGUCGAGUUUGACGACGCCUGGGCGGACGAGGCCGUGCCGAGGAGGCGCAGGCCGCGUCGUGCUGGGGCGUGUGCUGCUGCGGGAGGCCCUACUGGACCAGGCGGCGUGCCGCUUGCGGAGGCAGGAGCUGUACGUGGUGGCGGCGAUGCUGCGGCGGCGGCGCCUGCGGUGGCUGUGGCCGCGCGGGCGCUGGCGGCGACUGGAGCUGAUGGCGCGGGCGGGUCGCUGCGCCCGCUGCUGGCGCGCAGGGUGGCCACAAGCUCUCGCCUCAGGUGA